AUGUUUAGACAAUCAGUUCGUAGUUUAAGUGCCAGAAGACUUUUUUCUAUUAGUCCACAAAGAAGUAACUUAGUUUCUGAUUUAUACAUUCAACAAAUCAAAGCAUUCAAACCAACACCAUUAUCUAACAAAGACGCUGAAAGCUCUAUUAAAUCAUUUCAAUUACCAAACAAGCCAUCUGUUCCAGAAUCUGAAAUUUCUGCUGAUGCUUUAAGUCAAUAUGAAUCAUCUGACGUUGAGACUGCAGCUACUGAACCAUCAUCUGCUGCUGAACCUGCUGCUGAAGAAGACUGGUUUGUCUUUGAAGAAGAAGAAGUGCACCAUUAA
Debaryomyces hansenii CBS767 is the source of this 327-nucleotide messenger RNA. RefSeq names its product F1F0 ATP synthase subunit h (gene ATP14). Gene Ontology annotation, biological process: proton motive force-driven ATP synthesis. The transcript is spliced from 2 exons. Bases 1 to 327 code for a protein of 108 amino acids. NCBI's taxonomy places the organism in Eukaryota, Fungi, Ascomycota, Pichiomycetes, Serinales, Debaryomycetaceae. The record is from RefSeq and is a predicted model, not a curated record.